Messenger RNA from Leguminivora glycinivorella, 1449 nucleotides. RefSeq lists its product as uncharacterized. The transcript has 2 exons. NCBI's taxonomy places the organism in Eukaryota, Metazoa, Arthropoda, Insecta, Lepidoptera, Tortricidae. Bases 190 to 1179 code for a protein of 329 amino acids. The record is from RefSeq and is a predicted model, not a curated record.
UCAGUCUUAAAGCAGUGCUCGUCUUUGAUUCACGCUCCCUGCGUCCUUACAUACUAAACAUGGCGCAGCCGGUUUUUAAAAUGGAUUGAUUUAUAGUUAAUAGUGGUAUUUGAACUGAGUGUUAAAAAUAAAGGGUUAUACCUACAGAUAUAAAGACGUAAAACUAAAAGUAAUUAAUUGCAAAGUACAAUGGAAUCAGUUUUGCAACCACCGCCGCCGUUCGUAUUUGAAAAUAAUCUUGUAAAUGUGACAUCUGGUAAUUUGAGCAAAGAGUGGGAUAAAUGGAAGAAGAGUUUUAUGAUUUAUUAUGCAGCGUGUGAAAUCGACAAAAAAGACGUGACAGUGCAGAUAAAUAUUUUACUUCAUGUCAUUGGUGAACGAUGUCGGGAUGUAUACGAUCAAUUUACAGAUAAGACGAAAUGUGACACGGUUAACAAAGUGUUGGAGAAAUUUGACUGUUUUUUCUUUCCAAAGAAAAAUUUAACAAUUGAACGUCACAGAUUUUUUACACGCGAUCAGAGCGAGUUCGAGUCCGUUGAACAGUAUGUGUUCGAAUUAAACAAGAUGGCCGUAAAGUGUGAAUUCAAAGACUUGUGCCAAGAUUUAGUGCGAGAUAGAUUAAUAUGUGGAAUAAGAGAUGGAUCCUUACGAGAACGUCUGUUAAGGGAACCAGAUUUGACGUUAACGAAGGCUGUGGAGAUCGGUAAUUUAGCAGAAUUAUCUCGCGCACAAGCUGUGACCUUGAAAUCAGAGAGUACUGAGCAUCACCAUGUUCAUGGAAUAACGAAUGAAAGUCAAAAUACUAACGCUCAAGUGAACGAGAUUGAUGCCAUACUAAAGAAUCGUCGAUUUUCUCGAGCACAGCGGUCAAGGUCAUCGCGCGCGCGGCCGGGCGGACAAUGGUCGCGCCCAGGCCCGUCGCGACAGCAGGAGCAGUAUCAGGACUCACGAGGUGCUAGAGGACGUCAAACAUCUUCACGGUACCACGAGGAGAGACAGUGGCACAAUACGCCGAGGUAUCGUGGUUGUUCACAGUGUGGUGGUGUGCAUGCAAAGUUUAAGUGCCCGGCAUAUGGACAACAGUGUUUAAAUUGUAAGAGAUUCAAUCACUACUCCAGAAUGUGUGGAGUCUAUGAGGUGCGCGAGGACUCUUCCGAUCAGGGAAGUACGACCUCCUGAUCGGUGGGGAUUCCCAGCCACAUCAUGAAGGGUCAACAACGUCCAGUGAAAUUAAACCCGGCGAAAAUUGUGAACAAUAAAUUACUCGUAAUGUUUAGAUUAAGUAACUUUAUAAUAGGCCAGCCAAAUAAAUUGCAUGUCUUUGUAAUUAUUAAAGUGUAAAUGUAAUAAUUAAGUUAACUAUAAUUUUUUUUGUUACUUACCUACCAGAUUUAUUUUUAAUUCACCUUACAGUCAAUUUAUAUAAAUGUAUUUACCACGUUACUUGCU